AUGACCUCAUCAACUUGUACCUCACCAACAUUCAUUAACUGGGAAGAAUGGGAUGAUUCUUUGACUUCAUCCUCUUCUGACGAGACUAUAAUACUCGAUACUAAAAUCGACGAGUUUUAUUCAACUUUCGAAGCCUCAAAUGCUGAAUCUUGUACACCAACUUGUGCCUCACCACGCCCUAUCACUCCGAGUAGCGAGGUCGUCUGGAGAGAUUGGGUCUAUACUUUCGAUCCAUACUCCCCUGAUGAGACUGUGACAACUGAGUCCAAUAUCAGCAAGCCUGACUCAAAAUUUGAAGCUUCGAGCACAGAAACUUCUGGCGAAGAUAUCCAGUUGGAGAUCGAGUCAUUGCCCGUUCUUGAUCCCAGCGACGCCUCUCCGAUUACACCUCACCUUGCACAUAAUCUGAAUCGAAUAUGCUCAAAACAAUCUGGACAGAUUGUCACGGAGAUUGCAUAUGAACAAGAGCCAAUUGUUGACACAAACAGAGACCAGAUAGAGGAUCAACUUCGAAAAUUGCGACGAGAUUUACAAAAUGGGCUAUUAACCAAAGGUGAACCAGCAAAGAAAGACAUUAUGGACGAGAUGUCCUCUCGUCUAUCUGUUCUCGAAAACCUGAAGCCCCCAGCAAUCUCUAUUUCUGUCGUAAGGAUCCCAAAAUUACUUGGAGCCAUUCUGAGACUCGAGGAAAUACCUAAAGACGUUGAAUUGCGAUUUAAGGAACGAACACAGACUUUGCUCAAUAGUUUGAAUAUUAUUUUGGAGGAUGAGGAUCCUGUCAAGAAGUCAAAUUUACAGCCUGAAGGAUCACAAAAUUUGGUAGUGGAUAUCAAUGGACCCGCGGAAAUAUCUCUUACCGAAAAGGCUCAGCCUGCGAGUCUCUCGGAAAAAUUGAUGGAAGAUAGAAUAAAGGCUCCAUCACCACAACCAUUAGUAAUUGAUCUAACUGAGACCGAUGAUGAACCAGAAACGCCCUCUCAGAUGAAUGUUCAUGAGCUUAAUGUAGUCGCAAUGGAGCCGAAAAAAAGAAAGCGGAAACAUCCCGAUACAUCAAUUUCAAGCCUAGGUACAAAACUAUCUCCACGGCAAUCAAAGCGGGUGAAAAAAGUUCAAGACUAUCUACCUCAAGAGAAUAUAUGGAUCAGUACAGCAUUGAAAUGGAUAGAAAAUAUCGUCAAGGAGAGUGAUGGAGAUACAAUUCAGAUAAAGAGAACUGAUUUGUUGGGGCUAAAGGGUGAACUGGAAGUCUGGCGUAUGGAGGAUAUGAAUGUGACAAGAGAAUUGGAGUUGUUAGAGUAA
Sclerotinia sclerotiorum 1980 UF-70 is the source of this 1299-nucleotide messenger RNA. RefSeq lists its product with no specific name. Lineage: Eukaryota; Fungi; Ascomycota; Leotiomycetes; Helotiales; Sclerotiniaceae. The transcript is spliced from 4 exons. The record is from RefSeq and is a predicted model, not a curated record. The coding region runs from base 1 to 1299 and encodes 432 amino acids.